This is a messenger RNA of Daucus carota subsp. sativus, 3033 nucleotides long. RefSeq names its product probable LRR receptor-like serine/threonine-protein kinase At1g67720. Gene Ontology annotation, biological process: protein phosphorylation. The transcript has 15 exons. The record is from RefSeq and is a predicted model, not a curated record. Bases 74 to 2860 code for a protein of 928 amino acids. Gene Ontology annotation, molecular function: ATP binding; protein kinase activity. Lineage: Eukaryota; Viridiplantae; Streptophyta; Magnoliopsida; Apiales; Apiaceae.
UCUUGUUAUUUGCUGAGAACCUCACCAGACACUUUGGCAACUUUUGGGAUCUCAAACACCUAAUCUAAUCUUCAUGGGCUUAAGCUGCUAUGCCAUCUUAUUUCUUGGCCUAGUUCCGGCUCUUAUGUGCCAAGUUACAGAGUUUGUCAGUAUAGACUGUGGAGGCACAAAGAAUUACACUGACCUUAACACAGGCCUAGAAUGGAUUUCGGAUACUGGAUUUAUUAACCAUGGAAAAUCAGUCAGGCUGGAGAAUCCAGAUGCAACUUCAUCACAGUAUCAAACACGAAGAGACUUUCCUAUCGACGACAAGAAGUACUGCUACACUCUGAGAACCGAAGAGAGGAGGAGGUACCUUGUCAGAGCAACAUUUCUAUAUGGAAACUCUGCAGAGAACACGUAUCCGAAGUUUUGGCUUUACUUGGAUGCAACCAAAUGGUCAACUGUGACUAUUAUGGAUGCCUCAAAGGUACAUGUUAAAGAAAUGAUCAUCAGGGCUCCUUCAAGUUCAAUUGAUGUCUGCCUCUGUCAUGCAACAACAGGUUCUCCGUUUAUUUCCACUCUUGAGCUGCGCCCUUUAAAUCUUUCAAUGUAUGCCACAGAGUUUGAGGAUGAUUUUUACCUAAAGGUGGCAGCAAGAGUCAAUUUUGGGGCUGCAAGUGUUCAGGCCAUACGGUAUCCGGAUGAUCCAUAUGAUCGCAUAUGGAGUUCUGAUCUUGAAAAGAGGCAAAAUUUUCUUGUGGGAGUGGCACCGGGUACCAGAAGAAUCAACACGACAAAGUACAUAAACACAAACACUAGAGAGUAUCCACCAAACAAAGUAAUGCAAACUGCAGUUGUUGGCACCAGAGGCAGGCUUACUUAUAGACUAAACCUCGAAGAUUUCCCUGCCAAUGCUCGAGCUUAUGCAUACUUUGCUGAAAUUGAAGACUUGGGUACUUUGGACAGUAGGAAAUUUAGAAUAGAGCAACCUUACAUGCCUGACUACUACAAUGCUGUAGUUAAUAUUGCUGAAAAUGCCAACGGAAGCUACACUUUAUAUGAACCAAGCUUCAUGAAUGCAACACUUGAUUUUGUAUUAUCGUUCUCUUUUGUCAAGACACAGGAUUCUACUCGAGGACCACUCCUAAAUGCAAUUGAAAUAAGCAAAUAUGUGCAGAUUGCCAAGAAGACAAAUAUGCAGGAUGUAAAUAUUCUCAACUCACUCCGAGCCAAGUCUAAAGACAGUAAUUGGGUGGAUGAAGAUGGCGGAGAUCCUUGUCUCCCUACACCGUGGGAAUGGGUGACCUGCAGCUCUGAUAUACAACCAAGAAUCACAAAAAUUGCACUGUCAGGAAAGGAUGUCGAAGGUAACAUCCCGCCUGAGCUCAAUAACAUGGAUGGAUUGAUUGAGUUGUGGUUAGAUGGGAACUCCUUUCAGGGUCCAAUCCCUGACAUUAGUAACCUCAUUAAUCUACAAGUAUUGCAUCUAGAGAACAACAAACUGACGGGUCCAUUACCGCCUUAUCUGGGUAGUUUGCCAAGCUUAAGAGAAUUGUACGUCGAUAAUAAUUCUUUGACAGGAGAUAUCCCUUCAGCACUGUUAAAGGGAAAAGUGAAACUUGGAUAUGAAGGUAAUCCCGGUCUAAGAAAUGUGACUAAGCAUAAAAGAAAUCGCAGAGUAAUUGUUGGAGUUGCCAUUGGAGUGCUAGCAAUUCUUCUACUUUUGUUAAUAGGAAGCUUGCUGCUUCUGUGUCGUCUUCAGAAGAAGAGAUCUCACCAAAAUAAUGCAAAAAGUGAUAGCCUGCGUACUAGUACUAAGAGAUCCUCUGCAUUUUCAAUAGCACGAGGGGGGAGCUUAAUGGAAGAAGGAGUUGCAUACCAUAUAACAUUCUGCGAGAUAGAAGAAGCUACUAAAAACUUUUCCAAGCAAAUUGGUAAAGGAAGUUUCGGACCUGUGUAUUAUGGGAAAAUGAAAGAUGGCAAAGAAAUUGCAGUUAAAAUUAUGGCUGAUUCUUCUAGUCAUGGAACCCGACAAUUUGUUACUGAGAUUGCUCUCUUGUCAAGAAUCCACCACAGAAAUUUGGUUCCUUUAAUUGGAUAUUGUGAAGAAGAAAAUCAGAGUAUGCUAGUUUAUGAAUACAUGCACAAUGGAACUUUGCGAGAUCACAUGCAUGAUUCUUCCAACCAGAAGCAGUUAGACUGGCUAGCUCGACUCCGGAUUGCUGAAGAUGCAGCUAAAGGCCUCGAAUACUUGCACUCUGGAUGCAACCCAAGUAUCAUUCACCGCGAUGUAAAGACAAGUAAUAUUCUCCUAGAUAUUAACAUGAGAGCAAAAGUAUCUGAUUUUGGACUAUCAAGGCAAACUGAAGAAGAUCAAACUCAUAUAUCAAGUGUAGCUCAAGGAACCGUCGGAUACCUUGAUCCAGGGUACUACGCAAACCAUCAAUUAACCGAAAAAAGUGAUAUUUAUAGCUUCGGAGUUGUUCUGUUAGAACUGAUCUCAGGAAGAAAACCUAUAUCAGCAGAAGAAUUUGGCCUUGACUGGAGCAUUGUUCACUGGGCAAGGUCCAUGAUCCGAAAAGGAGACAUAAUAAGCAUCAUAGACCCUUCCCUAGCAGAAAAGGUCAAAAUUGAAUCCAUAUGGAGGGUUGCAGAAGUAGCAAUACAAUGUGUCGAACAACACUCAUCUUCGCGGCCUAGAAUGCAAGAAAUCAUUCUGGCUAUACAGGAUGCAAUCAAAAUUGAGAAAGGCUGUGACAAAAUAACCUCAGGAACUUCAAAAUCAGAAUCAUCGCGCAGAACAUUACUGACUAGCUUUCUUGACGACAUCGAUAGCCCAGAAUUAUCCGACGAAUCUCUAGCUCCAUCUGCAAGAUAAAAAUUCUUCUGCUACUACUAACUUUUCUUCAGUAUGUAAUUUUGUCUAAAUUUUUUGUAACACUUGUAGAUGAUAUGCCUGGACCAAGGCACUCCACAAACACAACAUAGUGUACCCGGACAUCUCGAAAUUUAAAUACUCAUGCACACUCUCGAAACUUAUUUACAAACUUA